AUGACCCAAACCACCCUCCUUCCAUCUCCAACAACCCCCACAAUCCCCACCUGGAAACCCACCGUCUACGCCAAACGCCAGGCCCAACUAGCCGCCAUCCCCGAAGCCUGGCGUCUUUCCAACCCACCUCCCACCCCGACCACCACCGACCAAACCGAACCCCAACCCCGGCCCCAAGACCAAGAACAAGAUACCCUAACCACCAUCCGCACGAGCGGCAUCCUCACCGCGCAAGAACUGGCCUGGACCGAGACCGCCGACACAACCGUGCUGCUCCAGGCCCUCGCGUCCGGGGAAAUCACCUCCGUGCAGCUGACGACGGCCUUCUGCAAGCGCGCCGCCCUGGCGCAGCAGCUGACCAAAUGCCUGACGGAGAUUUUCUUCGACCGGGCGCUGGCGCGCGCGCGGUGGCUGGACGAGGAGUUUGCCCGCACGGGCGGGAGGACGCGGGGCCCGCUGCAUGGGUUGCCGGUGUCGAUCAAGGAUCGGUUUGAUCUGGAGGGGGUGGAUACGACUGUUGGCUGGGUAGGACUGAUCAACAAACCGGCCAAAAAGUCUAGCUCGAUUGCGCGGCUGCUGGAGUCGAUGGGGGCGGUGUUGUAUGUCAAGACGAAUGUGCCGCAGUCGCUUAUGAUGUCCGACUCCUACAACCACGUCUUCGGACAGUCGAUCAACGCCUUCAACAGCCGACUCAUCUCCGGCGGGAGUUCCGGCGGCGAGGGGGCGUUGAUUGGCACCCGGGGCAGUGUGCUGGGGAUUGGGACGGAUAUCGGGGGCUCGAUUCGCAUCCCGGCUAACUUGCAGGGGUUGUAUUCGGUUUGUCCGUCGAGGGGGAGGGUUCCCUGGGAUUGUUCGUUCAUGCACCAACACUACAUGGUGCCCCCCGUCGCCGGCCCGAUGGCGCGCAGCCUCGCCUCGAUCGAGCACUUCAUGGCUACCCUGCUGGCCUCGGAGCCCUGGACCCUCGACCCGGGCUGCAUCCCGAUCCCCUGGCGCGCGGAGCUGGCCCAGACACCCGCCCACCGGAAACUGCGCGUGGCGAUCAUCCACGACGACGGGGUCGUCAAGCCGCAGCCGCCCAUUGCGCGGGCGAUGCGCGAGGUCGAGCGGAAGUUGGUGGAUGCCGGGCAUGAGGUAAUCCCCUGGCCCGCCACCGCCCUCCACAAAGAAGGCACCGCCCUCUGGACGAAAGCCAUCCUGGCCGACGGCGGCCAACACUGUCGGUACCUGUGCGACAUUGUCGGGGAGCCGUUGAUCGAGGGGAUGGUCGUGGGGACGUCGGAGGAUGAGUUGUCGGUGGAGGAGAGGGAGAAGCUCGAAGAAACAAAAUACACCUACCAAGAAACCUACCUAUCGCACUGGACGACCAGCGGUAUCGACGCCCUCCUCAUGCCCGUGACGCCCUGGGUCGGCUACCGGCCCAAAUCCUGGGUCGUCAGCGCCCAGUGGCUCGGGUACACGGCGCUGUGGAAUUUGUUGGAUUACGCCGCGGUCACGGUGCCGGUGACCUGUGCGGAUGCGGGGGUGGAUCAUCCAGAGAGUAACAGCGAUAGCGAGAUCAACCGGGCAUGGCGCGAGCAUGUGCCCCGCAAUGAGUCGGAUCGGUUUAAUUAUUUGCAGUACGAUAUCGAUCUGGUCAAGGAUAUGCCAGUUACGGUGCAGGUGGUUGGGGGUAAGUUCGGGGAGGAGAAGGCGGUUGCUGUGGCUAAGGUUUUGGAUGAGCUUUUGAGGUAG
This is a messenger RNA of Aspergillus aculeatus ATCC 16872, 1734 nucleotides long. RefSeq names its product putative acetamidase. The coding region runs from base 1 to 1734 and encodes 577 amino acids. NCBI's taxonomy places the organism in Eukaryota, Fungi, Ascomycota, Eurotiomycetes, Eurotiales, Aspergillaceae. The transcript is spliced from 7 exons. The record is from RefSeq and is a predicted model, not a curated record.